This is a messenger RNA of Gymnogyps californianus (California condor), 3711 nucleotides long. It is a transcript of the gene ATP6V0A2, whose product is annotated as ATPase H+ transporting V0 subunit a2. The record is from RefSeq and is a predicted model, not a curated record. Gene Ontology annotation, cellular component: vacuolar proton-transporting V-type ATPase, V0 domain; plasma membrane; vacuolar proton-transporting V-type ATPase complex. Bases 17 to 2557 code for a protein of 846 amino acids. Gene Ontology annotation, molecular function: ATPase binding; proton-transporting ATPase activity, rotational mechanism. NCBI's taxonomy places the organism in Eukaryota, Metazoa, Chordata, Aves, Accipitriformes, Cathartidae. The transcript has 20 exons. Gene Ontology annotation, biological process: vacuolar acidification; proton transmembrane transport.
CGCCCCGCGGCCCGCCAUGGGCUCGCUGUUCCGCGGCGAGCCGAUGUGCCUGGCGCAGCUCUUCCUCCAGAGCGGCUCGGCCUACGAGUGCCUCAGCGAGGUGGGCGAGCGUGGCCUGGCCGAGUUCCGAGACCUCAACCCAAAUGUAAGUCUAUUUCAGAGAAAAUUUGUGAAUGAAGUAAAGAAGUGUGAAGAAAUGGAAAGAAUACUUGGGUAUUUAGUACAAGAAAUUAAAAAGGCGGAUAUUCCACUUCCUGAAGGAGAUGUUGCUCCUCCUGCCCCCUUGCUGAAACACAUUUUAGAAAUCCAGGAACAGUUGCAGAAGCUGGAGACAGAAUUGAGGGAAGUAACUAAAAACAAAGAAAAGUUGAGGAGAAACCUGCUUGAACUGACAGAAUACACAUGCAUGUUAGAGGUCACGCAAAGAUUUGUCAGGAGAACAGCUGAGUAUGAAUCCCAUUUACAUGCAAAUUAUGAAGAAUUUCCAUCUGUGGAAAAUGAGCCAUUAGUGGAUUACAACUGUAUGCACAGACUGGGUGCCAAGCUGGGAUUCAUAUCUGGGUUAGUUCACAUAGCGAAAGUUGAAGCAUUUGAAAAAAUGCUGUGGAGAGUCUGUAAAGGAUAUACUAUUGUUACAUAUGCAGAGUUGGAUGAAUGUCUGGAAGAUCCAGAUACAGGUGAAACCACAAAAUGGUUUGUUUUUUUAGUGUCCUAUUGGGGUGAACAAAUUGGCCAGAAAGUUAAGAAGAUUUGUGACUGCUAUCACUGUCAUGUGUAUCCCUAUCCAAAUAACAUGGAGGAGCGCAGGGCAGUGGUUGAAGGACUAAAUGUUCGUAUUCAGGAUCUUCAUACUGUGCUGCAUAAAACUGAGGAUUACUUACGCCAAGUCUUGUGUAAAGCAUCUGAAUCCAUCUAUACAUGGGUUAUCCAAGUGAAAAAGAUGAAAGCCAUUUAUCAUGUACUCAACCUGUGCAGUUUUGAUGUCACAAAUAAAUGUUUAAUUGCUGAGGUUUGGUGUCCAGUGGCUGAUCUGCAAAAUUUGCGCCAUGCGUUGGAGAAGAGGAAGAGUGGGGCUACAAUUUCUUCAUUCAUGAAUACCAUCCCAACAACACAACCUCCUCCAACUUUGAUACGUACCAAUAAAUUCACCUCAGGAUUCCAAAACAUUGUUGAUGCUUAUGGAGUUGGAAACUAUGGGGAAGUUAAUCCAGCUCUCUAUACCAUCAUCACUUUUCCCUUUCUGUUUGCGGUUAUGUUUGGAGACUUUGGGCAUGGUCUGCUAAUGUUCAUAUUUGCGCUCCUGACAAUACUGUAUGAAAACCACCCUAGAUUACAAAGAUCACAAGAGAUAAUGAAAAUGUUGUUUGAAGGCCGAUAUGUUAUUUUAUUAAUGGGUCUGUUUUCUGUAUACACUGGAUUGAUCUAUAAUGACUGUUUUUCAAAGUCGUUAAAUAUAUUUGGUUCUGGAUGGAAUGUUUCAGCAAUGUUUGAACAGGUUUGGAGUCUUGAGGAUCUGAAGUCUAAUCAAUUUUUAACACUGGAUCCAAAUGUUACUGGUGUAUACAAUGGAGCUUAUCCCUUUGGAAUUGAUCCGAUAUGGAAUUUGGCAAGCAACCGUCUCAGUUUUUUAAAUUCUUUCAAAAUGAAAAUGUCUGUGAUUUUUGGAGUGACUCACAUGACGUUUGGAGUUGUAUUGGGGGUAUUUAACCACUUGCAUUUCAAGAAGAAGUAUAAUAUUUAUUUGGUUUUUCUUCCUGAACUUUUAUUCAUGAUGUGCAUCUUUGGCUACCUUGUGUUUAUGAUCUUCUUUAAAUGGUUAGCGUACUCUGCAGAGGACUCUACCUCUGCUCCUAGUAUUCUGAUUCAAUUUAUUAACAUGUUCCUGUUUCCUGAUGGUGAAACAGAGGUCUUCUACACCGGACAGGUUGCUCUGCAGAGGUUUUUACUUAGUAUUGCUUUUCUUUCUGUUCCUGUAAUGCUUUUUGGUAAACCACUUUAUUUAUAUUGGUUGCACAGUGGAGGCCGAGGCAUUAGAAUGUACAGGAGAGGCUACAAGCUAAUUCGAAAAGAAAGUGAAGAAGAGCUUUCUCUGCUGAGAUGUCAUGAUGUAGAAGAAGGAAGCAGUCAUUCAGACAGUGGGCACAGAGAGGGGGAUGGAGAGGAGCUUAAUUUUGCAGAUGUGUUUAUGAAUCAAGCAAUUCAUACCAUUGAAUACUGUCUAGGAUGUAUUUCUAAUACAGCCUCAUACCUGAGACUCUGGGCAUUAAGUCUCGCUCAUGCACAGUUAUCAGAAGUUCUGUGGCAAAUGGUGAUGAGAGUGGGUCUUCGUGUGGAUACAACGUAUGGUGUCUUACUGCUAGUCCCUGUUCUAGCCUUUUUUGCUGUGCUAACGGUUUUUAUUCUUUUGGUCAUGGAGGGGCUUUCUGCUUUUCUCCAUGCUAUACGACUUCACUGGGUGGAAUUUCAGAACAAAUUCUACUCUGGUGGAGGAUACAAGUUUACGCCUUUCUCUUUUAAGCACAUUUCUUUACAUUUUAAUAAAGAUGAUACGGCAUAGUUUGGUUGCUGUCAGCAGAAAUGUUUGGAAUUGUCUGCAAAUAAUCAUGUGAUUGGAUCUCACCUAUGAAAGGUUUCUUGCAGGACAAAGUGGUUUUCACUGAUUGCCUUAUAAUGCAGCCAAAUAAUUCUGUAAUAUAUACCUCCCAUAGAAAUACAUAGCAGAUCUGGAGCAUCUUGUAAAGUAUAUAGAUAUAAAAUGUACAUUUUUCUUGAUAAACUAAUGUUGUAAAUUAAUUUUAUUCUUUAAAGAAAAAAAAGUUGUUACUGCUUGUACUAAAACCAGUGUAGGCAUUUUUUUUUUUUGUUGAGGCUGUUUAUUUUCUUCAAUGGUUACUUUUAAGUUAUCUGAAAGACUUUUCAUCAUAUUAAACAUUCAUUACUAAUCACAUACUUUAAGUAAGCUACCGUCUCAUGCAUUUCGGGAACAAUUUAGCAAUGCAACAGAAGCAAUGUGUGUUUUCAGUAUCUAUUCCAGAAGGAUUAUGAAAUGUAAAUUUAUACACAGCAGUGCACUGUGGUCUUUUUUGGCCACAUUUAAAAUUGCACCAAAAAUGUUAACUGUUUAUUCUGAGUUCUGCCCAGAGUUAUUACUUUAUUCUUUCAGAAGCCACAGUGAUAUUUAAUGUUAUGGAAGAAGGCAGGAUUAGAAGUGGAGACUGGAAGUAUUAGCCCUCUUACUUCCCUGUAGUGAGGUGCUUUCUGAUACGUGCUGUUCUGCAAAGUGAGUUGCGUGCAGCCCAUCACUUGUGGUGACCUUGAUGGGUAAAAGCCUCAGAAAAAGUCUUGCGCUGUCUGGAUGAGGACUCAAAUAAAAGAAUGCCUAUGAGAAAUUUUUAUCCCGAGUUUCCUGAAAUUUUUAUGCAGAGUUUCUACUCCUAGGAAAAACUUUUGCACGGGGAAUGAAGAAUUGGCCUUGAUCCGUGUUUAUGUUUGGCUGUAAGGACAUGCAUACAGUGUUACUUAGCUGAUGUUGUUGAACCAAAGUUUAUACUGAAUAGGUGGAAAGGGGUCAUUUUGUAUUAUUUUUUUGUAUCAGUGUGAAAAUGGGGAUAUUACCAUAAUGUUUUAACAUCUGUGCCAUAAGAACGGCGUAAGUUAAAUUUUGCACUUGUUUCAUACGAAUUCCGAAUAAAACCUCGUUUGCCCUGUUCA